Fulmarus glacialis (Northern fulmar) is the source of this 760-nucleotide messenger RNA. RefSeq names its product guanylate cyclase soluble subunit beta-1. Gene Ontology annotation, molecular function: heme binding; guanylate cyclase activity. NCBI's taxonomy places the organism in Eukaryota, Metazoa, Chordata, Aves, Procellariiformes, Procellariidae. Gene Ontology annotation, cellular component: guanylate cyclase complex, soluble. The annotation marks the transcript as partial. The transcript has 5 exons. Gene Ontology annotation, biological process: cGMP biosynthetic process; response to oxygen levels. The record is from RefSeq and is a predicted model, not a curated record.
GGCACAGCUGGAUGAAGAAGGACAGUUUCUUGUCAGAAUAAUUUAUGAUGAUUCCAAAACCUAUGAUCUGGUUGCAGCUGCAAGCAAGGUCCUUAAUCUAAAUGCUGGGGAAAUUCUUCAAAUGUUUGGGAAGAUGUUUUUUGUGUUUUGUCAAGAAUCUGGUUAUGAUACAAUUCUACGUGUCCUGGGCUCAAAUGUCAGAGAGUUUUUGCAGAACCUGGAUGCUUUGCAUGACCACCUUGCUACUAUUUACCCGGGUAUGCGAGCCCCUUCCUUUAGAUGCACUGAUGCGGAGAAGGGGAAGGGACUCAUUCUGCAUUACUAUUCGGAAAGAGAAGGUCUCCAGGAUAUUGUCAUUGGAAUCAUCAAAACAGUAGCUCAACAGAUCCACGGUACAGAAAUAGAUAUGAAGGUUAUUCAACAGAGAAAUGAAGAAUGUGACCACAUUCAGUUUUUAAUUGAAGAGAAAGAGUCUAAAGAAGAGGACUACUAUGAAGACCUUGACAGAUUUGAAGAAAAUGGUACCCAAGAGUCUCGCAUCAGUCCCUAUACUUUCUGCAAGGCCUUUCCUUUCCACAUAAUAUUUGACAGAGAUCUGGUGGUCACACAGUGUGGCAAUGCUAUAUACAGAGUCCUUCCACAGCUGCAGCCAGGAAAUUGCAGUCUGUUGUCAGUUUUCUCCCUGGUCCGGCCUCAUAUUGAUAUUAGUUUCCAUGGGAUCCUCUCACAUAUCAAUACAGUCUUUGUACUGAGGACCAAG